This is a messenger RNA of Trichoderma gamsii, 1512 nucleotides long. RefSeq lists its product as hypothetical. Bases 1 to 1512 code for a protein of 503 amino acids. The transcript has 2 exons. Lineage: Eukaryota; Fungi; Ascomycota; Sordariomycetes; Hypocreales; Hypocreaceae. The record is from RefSeq and is a predicted model, not a curated record.
AUGCUAUCCACGCGAGCCUUUGCCCUGGCGCUGGCCUUUGGCGUGUUCUUUAUGGCAUUGGUGAUUACCGUAGAGCGGUUGGCAUUAUCAUAUACUGGCGAGAAUCAUUACCGAGGAGAGCACCAUGCGACCAAAAGGCCAGAAGCAUUCAAGCACGAUAACUCUCAGCAGACCGACAGAGAGCCAGCACCUUUGUCCAUUGAGACACCUAGCAAUAUGCUAUCACUUGAGUCUGUCUCCGAGUCGGCUGGUCGAUCGAAAAGUGCGCCCGAGUCCGAUUGCGCGCAGUUCCCCGAUACCUCAAAGAUCCUUCUGGUCAUGAAAACAGGAGCUUCAGAAGCCUUCUCAAAAGUGCCAGCCCAGUUGGUAACGAGUCUGAAAUGCUUGCCCGAAUUCCUCAUCUUCAGCGAUAUGGAACAAGAGAUUGGGGGACACAAGAUCUACGAUAGCCUCGACAGAGUUUUGGAUCCAGUAAAGACGAAUAACCGAGACUUUGAUGCUUAUUUUCGACAACGCCAAUGUGCGGCGGAUCAAGAAAGCUGUAACCAAAACAUGGAUUUUGAACAAGAAAGAUGGGACUUGGACAAAUACAAGAAUCUCCAUAUUGCCGAAAAGGCGUUCAACAUGAGACCCAACUAUGACUGGUACUUGUUUGUCGAUGCCGGCGCUUAUGUGGUGUGGCCAACGAUGUUGCGUUGGUUAAAAAAACUGCAUCAUACCGAUCCAAUGUAUAUCGGCAGUAAAACAUCGGCAGGCAACUCCCAUUUCGGCGAUGGAGGGAGCGGCUACGUCGUCUCUAAUAGAGCCAUGCGCGGCUUCUUUGAGAAUGAGCAUAAUGUAGCCAACCGAUGGGACGAAGCUACGAAACGCCAUUGCUGUGGCGAUCUCAUGUUUGCAAAAGCACUGAAAGAGGCCACAGGUAUUAGCGUCAAUGACACGUGGCCAACAACAAAUGCAGAGAAGCCGUUCACCAUUCAUUAUUCUAGCAAGCAGUGGUGUCAACCCAUUGCGACAAUGAACCAUUUAGGAAGCGAGGAAUUGUCUGCAUUGUACGCUUUUGAACGAGAGCGAAAAUUUACCUCCCCUAUGCGUAUCAGGGACCUCUACCAUCACUUCGUGGCCCCGCGACUUGUACCCAAUCGGCCAGAUUGGGAUAACUUGAGCGACGACGUCUUUUACUUGAACAUGUCAGAAAACACGUAUGACCAUUACCAGCUCCGUAAGGCGAAACUGGAAGGCUUGUCGCCUCUUGAGAAGUCAGCUCACUUGAGCUUCGACAGCUGUCAACGAGCUUGCCAGGUUGAUUCAGCCUGUUUGCAGUAUAGAUAUCACAACGGCGUCUGUGGAUUCAGCUGGACGAUCAAGCACGGCCUUCCGAAAAAGAAAGCAAGUCGGAUAUCCGAUCGGUGGAUGAGCGGAUGGGACGUUGACAAGAUUCAAGUAUGGGUGCAGGAGCACGACCACUGCGAUGAGGAGAUUCAGUGGCCCCUGAUCCAGACGCCGCGGCUUUGA